UACCCCUCUUUUGAACACAUUCCCUCACAUCAUCACAAGAAGCACAAUUUCUCUUUCUCUCUUUUUUUGUGUGUCCAAAAUGGCUCCUAGUUCUACUCACAACAAUGGGUUCUAUGUGCUUAUGCUAGUUGGGAUAGUGGUUAGCGCUAUGGUUGCUAUUUGUGCUGCUAGCUUCUACCAAGACUUUGAUCCAACAUGGGUUGGUGACCGUGCUAAGAUAUUCAAUGGUGGCCAGCUUCUAUCACUUUCCCUAGACAAAGUCUCCGGCUCUGGCUUCAAAUCAAAGAAAGAAUACCUAUUUGGGAAGAUUGAUAUGCAGCUCAAGCUCAUUGCCGGCAACUCUGCUGGCACAGUCACUGCUUACUACGUGCGACAAUCCCUUGUGGAGGGCGUAGAGACCCAGAAUCGAUGCCGCUGUAGCCCCAGUGAAGAAAGACAGCGGGGGCGACAUUCCUUGUGUGGGCUCACUGUGGUGGGGCGGCAACGUCGGUGACAGAAUGGGAGCUAGCGAUGGCACCGUGGGAGGAAGAAAUGAUUUGUGGGUAAGUGAGUGAGAGGCAAUUAGGGUUGGGGUCUUUAUGUUUGGGAAAAUUUUUAAAUUCCGACGGAUGCAUAUUCCAUUCAAAUAAUCUGCCAGAAAGGUAUCAAAUUUUCGACGAAUAGAUCUCCGUGGGUAACCAUCUGUGGGUAAGUUAUACUUUCGACGGAAUGAAUUCCGUGGAAAAAAUUAUGUUCAAAAUUCAAAUAUUUCUGACGGAAUUAAUUCCGUGAGAAAUAUUCCGUGGGAAAAACGCUUUUUUUUUUGUAGUGAUAAGAAAUGCUUUUUCCAAGUUCCACCAUCGUAGGUGUUGCAUUCAUAGCUCGUGUAGCUCAGUAUUAUAGCCACCAAUAUUCAUAUACUGUUAUUAACAUGCCGAUGCUGUCGUUGGAUUGGAUGAUGUACGUGAUGUGCUGGCUUUUAGUCCAACAAGUGAUAUUGAUCCCACACCCAUAUACUUGAGUCAACAUUCAAUGGAUAGGUAACUCUAGUAGCAGCUUCUUGUUAUUUAAUUAAAUUUAUAGAUGUAAUGUACAAUUUUCAUUUUUCUUUUCA
Messenger RNA from Glycine soja, 1093 nucleotides. RefSeq names its product xyloglucan endotransglucosylase/hydrolase 2-like. Gene Ontology annotation, biological process: carbohydrate metabolic process. Gene Ontology annotation, molecular function: hydrolase activity, hydrolyzing O-glycosyl compounds. The coding region runs from base 80 to 493 and encodes 137 amino acids. The transcript has 2 exons. Lineage: Eukaryota; Viridiplantae; Streptophyta; Magnoliopsida; Fabales; Fabaceae. The record is from RefSeq and is a predicted model, not a curated record.